AUGAACCCGUGGGAAUCCUGCGCGUUGCAGUAUCAAUUCUCCGAGGAGACGGAACAAAACUCCAAGGGCAAGACGACCUCAGGAUGGAGGCAACCCUCUGCCGCCGCCGACCCCGUCAUGUACCCCGGCCUCUACGCUCCUAGUGGGUUCGACAUGAUGAGCAUUCUCUACCAGCUCCGCGUUGCCGGCAGACCCAACCCACAAGUGCAACUCGGUGCUAUCGACUGUUCCGUUGCCCUGCUCCUCUGCGACCUGGAGCAACCCGACUGCCCCAUCGUAUACGCUUCCGAGCACUUCAGCCUGCUUACCGGCUACUCCAACAAGGAAAUCAUGGGCAAGAACUGCCGCUUCCUUCAGGCACCUGGGGGCAAGGUACGAAAGGAGUCAUCACGCAAGCACGUCGACAAGUCCACCAUCAAGAAGAUGAAGAAGGCUGUAGAGGCGAACACCGAGGUUCAGCUCGAGGUACUCAACUUCAAGAAGGACGGCACUCCGUUUGUCAACAUCCUCACAAUGAUCCCCGUCCGAUGGGAUUCCCCCGGCUUCCGGUACUCUGUCGGCUUCCAGGUGGAGCGGGAGGACUGA
Messenger RNA from Colletotrichum chrysophilum, 585 nucleotides. RefSeq lists its product as uncharacterized. The transcript has 3 exons. Gene Ontology annotation, cellular component: nucleus. Bases 1 to 585 code for a protein of 194 amino acids. Lineage: Eukaryota; Fungi; Ascomycota; Sordariomycetes; Glomerellales; Glomerellaceae. The record is from RefSeq and is a predicted model, not a curated record.